GAUGAAUCUCUCUACGGAUAUUUUGGAUGAUGGCUAGAGGUCCAAAUAUAUCUCUGUUUUCAUGAAUGGCUUGACUGGAGCCUCUAUUAUGUUAUAUAAGAACAGGAUGCCCAGGUUUGUAUGCUUCUACUUACUCCCAAUUUGUAUGGAUCAAGUCAAUUCUAUCUUCUGUUCAAGCAGCAAUUCUUUCCUGUCUAUCAAUCUUUCAUAUCUCAUACCAGACUCCAUAUCAAACAUUCCAUAACUUCUUAUCAUGGUCGAAUCCAUGGAGACUUCAGUUCUGAAGACUUCCACGACCACAAAUCAACAUUCUUCAAAUAUAGGUAAUUCGGACAUUGCCAUCAGUAUUCAGAAAAAGCAAUCCACAGACGCCGAAACACAAGAACUCAAAAUCGAAUUCAAACCCACAACCACUUUCAUCCUAGCUUUUUCCUCCAUAUGUCUCAUUACACUUGCCGCAGCCCUCGACGCUACAUCUCUUAGCAUCGCUCUUCCUAUCAUAACCUCCAAGCUUGGAGGAACAGCCAUCGAAGCUUUCUGGUCCGGAACGAGUUUCCUUCUCACAAGUGCAGUUUCUCAACCUGUUAUUGCGGGCUUAAGUCAUGUAUUCGGGAGAAAAGAAUUACUUCUCGGCUCGGCACUAACUUUUGGUAUUGGGUCGAUUUUUGCGGCUGUUGCGAAUAGUUUUACGUUGAUGUUUGUAGAUAUUUGGUAUCUUGAGUGUGUAUUUACUGAUGCGGUGAUAGGCUUGUAGGUAGAAGUAUUCAGGGAAUUGGAGGGGGAGGAAUUCUGUCUUUGGGCGAGAUUCUUAUUACGGAUUUGGUUCCGCUUACUGUGAGAGGUGCUUAUUUUGGUUAUAUGGGUAUGCCUUCGUCUUAUCAUUGCAAGAACAUCAACUAAUUAUAUACAAAGGUAGUAUUUGGGCCUUUGGAAGUGUUGGGGGUCCAUUGAUGGGCGGUGGCAAGUUUAUACUCAUAAUUUCGAGAGUGCAGCUAGUCUAAUGAACUACAGCUUUCGCGGAAGAUGUCUCUUGGAGAUGGAUCUUCUGGAUCAAUAUCCCCAUCAUCGUAUCAGGCGCAAUAGCUAUCAUUCUUUUCCUCAAAAUUAGACGUACGACAGGGAAUCUAGCUGCAAAAAUUAAGAGGUUUGAUUGGUUUGGCUCUGCCAUCUUUAUUUCUUCAACAAUUUCUUUUCUGAUUCCUAUUACAUGGGGUAUGAAUAUCCCCCGAGUUUCGUAUGGCAUUUUGUUAACUCAAAAGUAGGUGGUGUUAUGUACGCAUGGGAUUCUUGGCGAGUGCUUUUUCCUCUCUCGAUAGGAGUCGUAGGACUCGUGGGAUUCUCAUUCUAUGAAAAACGUCUCUCAGAUCGAGCAUUUAAUUCUGAAGGUGAACUCUUAUCGGCUGAUAAUGUAGAACCUAUCAUUCGCUUCAGCAUUUUCAGUACAUGGUCGACGAUCUUUAUAUAUUUUGAAACUAUGAUUCAUGGAAUGGUUCUUUGGUCUUUAUUGUACUAUCUUCCUUUAUACUAUGAAGCUGUUCAGGGGUACACACCGAUCAUUUCGGGUGUAGCAGUUUUACCCGAGACUAGUUUCGUCGCUGUAAGCUCCUCAUAUUAUACUUCAUAUGAUCAGGAUUCAACUGACAUGUAUAAGCCAAUGUCAGUAAUAGUCGGAAUACUAGUUGCCAAAACUGGUCGGUAUCGUUGGGCCCUCUGGACAGGCUGGGCUCUCGCAACCUUUGGAGCAGGUCUCCUCUAUCUCCUCAACCCCUCCACUUCUAUUGUCCAAUGGGUAUUUCUCAACGUCCCCAUUUCAAUCGGUACAGGUAUGUUAUUUCCCGCCAUGGCGCUAGGAAACCAAGCCGCUUCUCGCCCUCAAGACGCUGGUCACGCAGCUGCUUUCUUUGCUUUUGAUCGUGUAUUUGGGCAAGCUAUUGGUGUUGCUAUCGGGGGUGUCGUGUUCCAAAAUCGGAUUAGGGAGAAUCUUCUUUCUUAUCCGUUAUUGAAGGAUAUGGCUACGGAAUAUAGUAAAGAUGCUACGGCGUUGGUGAAAUUGAUCAAAGACAUGGAGGUGGGAUUGGAGAAAAGUCAGUUGAAGGAGGCGUAUGCUGAUUCGUUGAAGAUGGUUUGGAUGGUUAUGUGUGCGUUGUGUGGAGCGGCUUUCGUGUCGAGUCUUUUUGUGAAGGGGUAUUCGUUGGAGGUGGAACAUAAGACGUUGCAGGGUUUACAGGAGGAGAAGAGGAGUGAUGUGGAGUCUGCGAAGAACAAUUGAGGCUUGGGUAGUGGGUGAUGUAUUAUGAUUUGACGAGGGCUAGGGAUGAAUAGGCGUACCAAUUUUUUUCAUUUGAGAGCUUCUGUGUGAUAUCAGCGGAGUUGUAAAACCAUAUAGAAUAUGUCAGAGGCAUGCAAGGUUAAAUGAAUA
Sclerotinia trifoliorum is the source of this 2419-nucleotide messenger RNA. Lineage: Eukaryota; Fungi; Ascomycota; Leotiomycetes; Helotiales; Sclerotiniaceae. The record is from the annotation of a GenBank genome assembly.